Messenger RNA from Stegodyphus dumicola, 4767 nucleotides. RefSeq names its product growth factor receptor-bound protein 2-like. Lineage: Eukaryota; Metazoa; Arthropoda; Arachnida; Araneae; Eresidae. The record is from RefSeq and is a predicted model, not a curated record. Gene Ontology annotation, molecular function: protein binding.
UAAAUAAUAUAUUUUCUGGAGAUUGUUAUAGAAACUUAUGAUUUUUAGUUUUAUUGUUGUAAAAGAACUGUCAAUAAUUAAAGUGCACUUAACUUUUUGUUGUGAUACGUCGAGUUUAUUAAACUACAGUUAUAAGUGUAGCCAGCUGUAAAUUAAAUGACUCACUAUUGUCCCUUGGUUGGUAAUGCAUUUCUUCUGUUUACGCAAUUCUGCACAUCACUAAUCAUGAAUUUUAUGCUUAAAAAGUAGCGAAAUUUUACAGUAGUAUAAGUUUUACAAUCAAUAAAGAGCCAGUAUGGAGGCCAUUGCAAAGCAUGAUUUCAGUGCCACUGCUGAGGAUGAACUAAGUUUUAGAAAAGGUCAAAUUUUAAAGAUAUUAAAUAUGGAAGAUUCUGAUUGGUAUAGGGCUGAACUUGAAACUAAAGAAGGCUUUAUACCCAGUAAUUAUAUAGAAAUGAAAAACCAUGAUUGGUACUAUGGGAGAAUAUCUAGAGCUGAUGCUGAAAAAUUACUACUGACCAAACAUGAAGGGGCUUUUCUGAUUCGUGUGAGUGAGAGUUCUCCAGGAGAUUUCUCACUUUCUGUCAAGUGUGGAGAUGGUAUACAGCAUUUUAAAGUUCUGAGAGACACUCAAGGCAAAUUCUUUUUAUGGGUUAAGAAGUUCAGUUCCCUUAAUGAACUAAUAGAUUAUCAUCGCACAGCUUCUGUGAGUCGAUCUCAUGAUGUGAAACUGAAAGAUAUUCAAAAAGAAGAGUUCUUGGUGCAAGCAAUGUACGACUUCAAGCCUCAAGAACCUGGAGAACUUGAACUUCGUCGAGGGGAUAUAAUAACUGUUCUGAAUCGUUCAGAAAAAAAUUGGUGGAAAGGCAAAAUUGGAUCACGAAAAGGCAUUUUUCCAGCUACGUAUGUGAUGCCAUGUAAUAGAUGAAAGAUUGCUUGGAGCAGCUUUCAUUGAUAUCCUUUUCAAUUUAAGGCUGAAUAUAUCACAAAAUAUACCAUUUUCAGCCUUUGCAUGUCUUUGACUGCACAUUCUAAACACCUGUAAAAUUAGUUGCCAUAGAGUUUUAAUUUCUUUUGCAUGUCUCUAGACUUUUGAGUACAGAAAAAUAUUUGUGGUCACACAUGUAAAAUUUUUAAAUUUCCUUAUCAGACUUUAUAGUUUAAGUAUGUUUUGACAUAUUCACACAUAUGAUUUUAAUUGUUUGAAUAUUUAUUUCAUAAGCCUAUGAAGUAGAAAUAAAUCGUAGGAUUUGUGCAGUUUUGAACUAAUUUUCUGAUUUUUGGGUGUUACUAAGUUGAAGAAAAAUAUUAAUGAUAACAAAGUGAAUUUCAAUUUUAGUUUUAAUAGUUAUACAUAUAAAAAGUUCCGUUUUGUUACAGUUCUUAAAACUUAUUUAUGUAUUUUCUGAUAUUCUAAGUAUAAUAGUUUUUAUGUUUUAAUUUUUAUGAAGGGAUCAUACUGUGAAAAUCUGUGCUUUAUUUAUUGUUCAUGGUUAUGAGUUUUGAACAAUAUAGUGUCAUUUGAUAGAGAUAAUAUUACAGGGAUGCAUGCAAGUUCAUGAUAUUAAUAUUUUUUGUAAUAUUGCAGUUGAUAAGAAUAGCAGUAAAUUUGCUUAAUGCAAUUAGUGUAGAAGUGAUUCAAAAGUUUUUGUUUGAGAGCUGUAUGUCUUGAUGUUUGUUUCACUCUAUUUUAACACUAGCAAUUAGGAAACUGUUCCAUUGAUGAACUGUAUUAAAGAUAUGUAAUUAAAGUCUGCUGUGUGCUCCAUAAAAAAAAUAGUCCUCUUGGUGGACUAUUUUUUUUAUGGUCCUCUUUCAGAAAUGUUUUCUGUGAUCUAUGUGAUGGAAAAAAAAUCAUGUAAGAAAUUUUCCAUUAAGAGAAUUUAGCUUUUUUUAAAAAAAAAAAAACUCUAGCAAUGUAAGAAAGUGCAAUAUUGUACAGUACAAUGAAUCUUUACAGAGGUUAUUUGAAUGUUUUGCUAUUAAUUGCACAUUAUAAUUCCUCAAAUAUGUGACAACAGUAAGACACAAUGUACAGUAUUGUUGAUAGUGUUCUUUACGAAGGAGGGAAAAAAAAUGGUUAACAGCAACUUGCUGUGCUUUGAAUGUAUUUAGGUGGCUCUAAUAUCAAUAAAUAUAUCAUACAUUCCACAUACAAUUCCAAGUGCAAUGAAUGCCUUAAAAGUUGCACAUUGAUGAUCACUGCAUAUAUAAAAAUCAUUUUGUCCUAGAUGUGGUCAUAUAUUGUACCGUAGUUAUGUCUUGUAGUGUUGUUAAACAAACUUUUUUAUUAUCCUGUAUAUCUGGCAGAAGAAGAUUGAGUCUUUUAAAUCUCAGCUAACAGUAGUUUGGUUUCAAGCAUCUGAUCAUUGUAUCUAAUAUAUUCAUCUGUGUUAUUAAACCUUUUUUUUUUUUUUUUUUUUAUUAUUUGCAGUUUUUCUAAAUUAAAAAAAAAAACUUAGUAUAUAAAAAUAUAGUGCAAAUUUUUCUUUGAACAAACUCCUUAGUCUCUCAAGGUGUGUGGGUAUUUUGUGACUUCUGUGUAUUAAAUAUUUUUUAUUGCGUGUAAAAAAGUGUUUAUUAAUAAUUAUAUAUAUGGUGUAGUUCAAGAAGUAUACGUUACAAGAUCAGAAUACAGUAGAAGUCUGACUAUGCAUCAACUGUGACCGAAAAGCGUAAGAAACCAGAAUAUUUUACAAACUUCUCCCUGUCCUCCAGAAAAUAAGCAAAUAAUAGACUUUUAAAGCCAUCAUUAAAGCACUAAUAUGAUACUAUCACCAAACAGUAUGAUUUAAUACUAAUAAUAUAAGUACUUACAAUACAGAUAAUGGAUAAGUAUGAUUUCAUUUCCAUUCAUUUGGCAUCUCUACCAUGAGUUGCACUUUUUAUACACUCUACUAUCCAGAAUUUUCACUUAUCCAGCCUGCAUUUACCGAUUUUUCUGCAUAGCCAAAUAUUUACCAUAUAUGAUGAAAUAUUUGCAGCAAAUUAUUAUAUUGAAAAAAAAUUAAAAAUAGAAAAAACAUAGCCAAUGUUACUAACAUAUUAAGGCUUGCAGAUAAAAGCACUUAGUAUACUUAUACUUCAGUAAUAAAUAAUAAUGUUGUAUUGUUUCUGGAAAAAUGUUAUUUUAAAUUGUAUGUAAAGCAAAUUAAUAGUAUGUCGUGAAUUAAUAAUCUGGGUAUCAUUCUGAACAGAAGUAUUAAGCAUGAACAUUUUAAUUAAUUUAUACCUGGUUAGGUUGUAACCAUAUUUUAAACAUUAGGCUAUAGUCAUAUUUGUGAUCACUCCAACAUAAUAUGGUUGUCUGUGUGUCUGUUUAUAUUUUAUUAAAUAAAACCUUUGAUAAAAUAUAUAAACAAUCUGUGGCUGUUUAUAUUUUUAUUAAAUAAAACUGUUGAUAAAAUAUUGUAAUUAUUUAUUAAGUAUAAUAUUGAAAUUAAACUUUUAAAUUGAAAUUUAAAAAUGAAUUAUUCACAAACUUACGUUUUACUAGAUUAUUGUUUGAGUAUUGUGAUGUUCUAUCUUUACCCAAAGAGGCUUGGGGGAGGAGGCAAGUAGACUUUAAGAGGUUAAACAUUUAAUCUUGCAAAUAUUAUGCAAGCAUUUAAGUCUGAUUCAUUGUGCAGUUAAAGAGUAUUUAAGUACUGUAACAAAAGGGAAAAGUGUUUUAUUAUAAGGAGUUACCAAUAUAGCUAUUUAUUUUAAACACACACAAAUUUCUGUAUUUUUUUAAAGGUUUUUGUAGGAAAAAUGUUUUAUUAUAAAGAAUUUACCAAUAUAGUUAUUUAUUUUACACACAUACAAAUUUUCAUGUUUUUUUAAAUUUUAAAGGUUGUUGUAUAUUCUUUAAAAAUUAUUUUAUACAAAUAUUGAAUAUAAUUUGUUUCAUGUUUCUGGUAGCUUAGAGCUAUUUUUUAUGGAUUGCAUUAAUUUAUUUCCUUUUAAUAUGAAUUUUCAAUAUUGUUGAAAUGCCAGUAUUAUAAAUGUUUAAAAAAUUUACUUUUUUUAAUCAUCUAAUUCAUACAUUCCAGUAUUUUGAAGCAAUUCUACUAAAUGUUUUUUAGAUUAAUCGUGAAAGAUAAGUAAUAUAAUUGUUUGUAGUAACCAGGGAUAUAUUGCUAAUGAUUUAUAGAUUGAAUCUCUUUUGCUCUGCAGGUUUGAAGAAAUAAAGUAUUUAAAAGUUGUGCAAUGGUAUUUUUUUAAAAAUUUAUUAAGGCUCAUGGAAACAAAAAGAAACUGUAUAUAGAUCUUAAGCAUGCAUUUUCUAGUUUGAGCUUUUUGUCCAUUUGCAGAUUUUCUGUAUGAGUAAGACUGCAAAGAUAGCUUUUUAUAGUUAUGCAAUGUUUACAGUUUUUGUUAGAUUCUUGGUAAUAAUAUUGUCUCUAUUCUCAAUAUUAUAAUUUGCUUUGUAGCUUUUAUUGUGAUGUUCUGUAAUAAGCUUCCUGAAUUUUUUUUUAAGUAUUUGUAAUUUAUGACUGGACAAAUGAAUUGUAAUAUAUAUAUACACACAUAUAUCUAUAUAUUAUCUUUUUGUAGUUCUCUUUACAAAUUAUGCAUUGUAAUUUACAUGGAUGUAAAAAGGAUAUUGCUCUAAUUGUUAAAAAUAAGGUUGGUGAUUGUUUUUUAUACAGAUUGAGAAUAGGACAAACUUGUAAAUAUUUAUUUUGUAUUUGUUGUGCAAUAAAGUGGUGGCAAUACACUUUAUUAGUAUUCAAAAUAUGAAGAAAUGAUUUUGCUUUUUGAAAUAAAAUUUAGUCAUUUUAA